Molecule: messenger RNA, 3638 nt
Organism: Brachypodium distachyon (stiff brome)
Lineage: Eukaryota; Viridiplantae; Streptophyta; Magnoliopsida; Poales; Poaceae
Exons: 4
Coding region: 213-2552 (779 amino acids)
Source: RefSeq, a predicted model, not a curated record
UUUAUAUGUAUAUAUAAUAUGUAAAGGCCAAAAAAUGUAUGUGAUUGAUAUAAGAAACUCAGUAGGCGCACACUAGAUAGAACGCUGUAGCCAUUGGAUUAAGGGGCCGGGAGUUAGAAACGAAUCAGCCUCUCAGUGUUCAUGCGACUGACCAUUGAGUGAGAACGGGCCGGGAGAUAGCAAGCUAGAGAGAGCCAAGACAGACCAGAUCGAUGGGUAUCUCGAGCGCUGUGAGUUGGUGGGAGGAGUGGCAGCUGCGCGUUCUCGUCCUCGCCAGCCAAUCUGUUCAGUUGCUCCUCUUCAUCUCCGCACCCCGGCGUAAGUCUGCCAUCUCCGCUUCCUUCCGACUUUUGAUAUGGCUGGCAUACCUAGGCAGCGAUGCUUUUGCGAUAUAUGCUCUCGCCGCCCUCUUCAAUCGCCACAAGAAGCAGGAGGGGAGCUGGGCAAAUGGCGAAAGCAUCUUGGAGGUAGUAUGGGCGCCUGUCCUCCUGAUGCACCUGGGAGGGCAGGACUGCAUAACUGCCUACAACAUGGAAGACAACGAGCUGUGGAGACGGCACGUUCUCACCGCCUUGUCGCAGGUCACAGUGUCCAUCUACGUGUUCUGCAAAUCAUGGCCAGCCGGAGACGCCGGCGACAAGAAGUUGUUGCAGGCAGCCAUCAUGCUCUUCACCAUCGGGGUCAUCAGAUGCAUAGAGAAGCCACUAGCUCUCAAGAGCGCUAGCAUUAAUAGCCUGGCCAGCUCUUCAGAUACUAGUGCGAAGACAUACAAGGACAAGAAUGGAAGCAGCGGCAGCAGCCAUACCUAUUCGCUUAAAGAAUACGUGGACGAAAAUACCUUCUCCAAGCUGAACAUCCUACCAAAGCACAAGGAGAAGGUGCUGUUGAGGCCAACCAUCUUCCUGAUCAAGCACAAGGAGAAGCUGAUGUUGAGGCCAACCAUCUUCCUGAUCAGGCAUAAGGAGAAGGUGAUGUUGAGGCCAACCAUCUUCCUGAUCACGCACAAGGAGAAGCCGAUGUUGAGGCCAACCAUCCUGAUCAAGCACAACGAGAAGCUGAUGUUGACGCCAACCAUCUUCCUGAUCAAGCACAAGGAGAUCAAGAUUUUUGUGGACCUUUCAUCUCCGUAUCAUGACCGGCUUCAUCUCACUGAAUCCUUUUUGGCGCUAGAUGAAAACAAAUCAUAUGCUUGGUUGCAAGAAAGGCUAUCCCACACGUUUGAUCUUCUGUACACCAAAGUAAAUGUGAUUCCCUGCAGCCCAGAAGAUCUUAUAGAUUAUACUAGAAUGGUCAGAGGCAGCUCAAAGAUUAUUACCAUCCAGUUGUUUUGGAUUUUUACUUCAUACUUCCGGAUCGCAUGUUCUAUCCUGCCAUUCGCAGCCAUCGGUCUGUUCCACAAGAGUCACCGAGAAGCUUAUAAUGAUAAGGACGUUAAGGUUACAUAUAUAUUGUUAUGUUGUACUGCUGUGCUGGAGUUCUUAUCAUAUGGGAGAAGUCUUAAGAGAACCUUUGGUUCCACGUUGUGUGGCCUGGUUUCCCAAUAUAACUUUGUGGGAUUCUUGGCCCGUAACGAGAAGUACACCAUGUGGAUGCCCAUCCUGAGUUGCCUCAAAUGCAAGGACUAUGUUGACCAACAUUGGUGCAUGCAGGCCAGCAAUUCAUCCUCCGAAAUUACAAUUAUGGUUCUAGGACAUGUGAAGCGUUGGUGGAAGGACCAACACAUACGUAAUGCUGCAGACUACAUGAGGUUCAACAAUCAUAGGGGCCAAUGGACUAUUCAGCAAAAGGGGGGACGCAACAAAGUCCUAGAAUCAAGCAUCAAGAGAUCAUUUGACGAGAGUGUCCUUGUCUGGCACAUUGCAACGGACUUGUGCUUUUAUGGCAAGGGAGCAUUUGCUGCUUCACGUACAAGAUCUAUGCCUGUAAGUGUUGGUGCCCCUGAAAAUCUCUGUGAAAGGGAGGAGGCGACCCCCGGCCUCUCCAUAAGUGCCACGGGAUGGUGUAGGGAAAUGUCCAAUUACAUGAUGUACCUGCUGUUUGCAAAACCAGAUAUGCUAAUGGCCUGCACAAGGAGGAACCUGUUCUUAGCGGCCUACGACCAGCUCAAGGAGAUCCUCGAGGACCAAGAGAUGCAGCAACAACCUGUGGCGGAAAGAGCAAUUGCACAGAAAAUAAUCACCAAGGUCAAGGAGUCACCAGGAGGGGGGUCUUUCGUCCAUGAGGCCUGGGAUCUCGCUGAAGCAUUGUUGGCUAUACCCAACGAGAAGGAGAUGUGGGAGGUGAUCCAAGGCGUGUGGGUGGAGAUGCUCUGCUUCUCUGCCAGCAGGUGCCGAGGGUACCUGCACGCCAAGAGCCUGGGUACCGGCGGGGAGUUGCUAACCUUCGUGUGGCUCUUGUGGUCGCACAUGGGGAUGGAAACCUUGGCGGAGAGGAUGCAGGGGACGGACGUGGAGUUGCUGGGGAGUCGAGUCGCCAGCACCGGGAUUUCCCUUGUACAAGGCGACCCAGGCGAGUUCAUCGAUGGCAUGCUUGACAUCGGAGAAGCCGGUUAAGGUUGUCGAUGCAGUUUGCAGUUGCUUCUAUAUGGAGGGAGUCCAUCGUCCCUGUGCUUAGUUCCACCGCUAAGUGUUGCUUGUUAUGUUUUCGGUUGUUUUAAAGUGUUGCUGGACACUGCCUCCUCUCGCGUGCUGCUCAAUGGCAUUCCAGGUUCGCCUUUCAGGCACAGGCGUGGGCUGCGGCAGGGGGACCCCCUCUCCCCUAUGCUUUUCAUCCUUGCUAUGGAGCCGCUACAACGCAUUCUGGAUCGGGCGACGGCUGAAGGAAUCCUCUCUCCUCUGCCUCUGUCCACGGCGAGAAUCCGGACUAGUUUCUAUGCAGAUGAUGCUGCAAUCUUUGUGAACCCUGUUAAGGAAGAAAUUGAGGCGGUUAUGGAGAUUCUGGCAGCUUUUGGUGCAAUCUCAGGGCUGCAAAUAAACAUACUCAAGUGCCAGGCAUUUCCUAUUAAGUGUGAGGGGCUGGACAUCGGUGGAAUUAUGUCAAGCUUCGGAGGGGUUUUGGGUGUGUUUCCGUGCAAAUAUCUUGGGUUGCCGCUAGGAUUUAGGAAGCCUCGAAGGGUAGAGAUUCAGCCUCUUCUGGACAAGAUGGCUAUGAAGCUGCAGAACUGGAAAGGAAAACUAAUUAAUAGAGCUGGUCGGCUUGUAUUGAUAAACUCUGUGCUCACUGCAACAACAACUUAUUUCUUGACUAUUUUUCCUGCGGAUAGCUGGGCAAUAAAGAAAAUGGAUAAAAUGAGGCGGAAUUUUUUAUGGGCUGGCGAUGAGCAGGCGCAUGGCGGGAAGUGCUUGGUAAAUUGGAUAAAAGUUUGCAGGCCAAAGAAGUUUGGAGAAUUGGGGAUUAAGAACAUUCAAAAUUAUAGUAGAGCUCUUAGAUUACGAUGGCCCUGGUUCCGGUGGGAUUCUCGAGAAAGGCCGUGGCUGGGCUCUAAGGUCCCUUGCAAUGAGAGCGAUCUGUCUUUGUUCGCGGCAUGCACGAGGAUUACAAUUGGAGAUGGGAAUAAAACUUCUUUUUGGGCUGAUCGUUGGCUGCAAGGCGAGGCGCCAAAGGACAUUGCGCCGGACAUUUUCAAAAUUUCUAGGAAG